Molecule: messenger RNA, 1013 nt
Organism: Ooceraea biroi (clonal raider ant)
Lineage: Eukaryota; Metazoa; Arthropoda; Insecta; Hymenoptera; Formicidae
Source: RefSeq, a predicted model, not a curated record
AUGUUGGACUAUCGGCUUUCUUUUCUCGUUGGAUGCUUGAAUUGGUUGAUUCUAUGCACGGGCUCGAUGAUAGUUCAUGGGAACGCAACUGAGAUCGAUAUCGCGCCCAGAAUCUUGUCGCGGCCUAAGAGGUACUUGAUUUUUCCGCAGGGUAGUAAUCUACAGUUAGUGUAUUGUUUGACUAUCGGAGCGUACGGCCGCGACGGUGAUUUGGUGCUGGGACUGACAGCUGCCUUAGCCUGGGAACUUCCGAACAAGGUCGACUCAAAGAUAUCGAAUUUGCUUCACCGUAGAAGCCGGAGCGUCGUAUAUCCGAAAAUGGAGGCUUUCCUGCAAUCAACCGGCCUCGACGGCAGAUCCUGCGUCAUGAGAGCACUCUGCGAGGCGGGCCAGCGUGAUCCUACGCGGAUUGCUACCGGAUCCUUUGUCCAGGAACUCCUCCACGCAAUUUUCACAUUGCCAAAGGACGGCAGCAGAUUCGAGCGAUCGGAGGAUCAUGCAUACGAUCGCGCGUACGAAGCGACCGGAGACUGCGAGCGGCUGUAUCCUGCGUGUCAGCACUCGAUUUAUAAUGUGGACAUUUGAAAUCGUGGCAGGAAAACCGACAUCUCGGCGCAUCAUUCGGAAAACUGUAGCAAUGGCAUGAAAAUCUGAUGAGAGACUCGGCCGAUGUUGGAAAGCUUCUCUGGCGCGGCCGAUUCAUUUUUCGACAAUUUUUCUAUUCGACGUUUGACAGUUGCACGCGCGUUACUUCCUGAGGAAUCGGACUAAUGAAAGAUAAAAUGAUUACUAUAUUUAUUGUAUAUAUAGUAUAUAUAAUAAUUCUUCAAUUUAUUCAUGUCUGUAUCUCGAACUAGCAAACUAUCGCGCUGACAUAAUACGUGAUUUUAUCAACUGUUUAAUGAUUUACAAAAAGUGUUAUUUCUCUCACGGAAGAGGAUAAUGCGUAUACGUAUAUUUAUGUUAAGAUAUUAACAAGUAGUGAUUGUAAAAAUAUUUAAUAAAUGGGUGAU